Magnolia sinica is the source of this 1843-nucleotide messenger RNA. RefSeq names its product small ribosomal subunit biogenesis GTPase RsgA 1, mitochondrial. Gene Ontology annotation, molecular function: GTPase activity; GTP binding. The transcript has 5 exons. The coding region runs from base 121 to 1536 and encodes 471 amino acids. The record is from RefSeq and is a predicted model, not a curated record. Lineage: Eukaryota; Viridiplantae; Streptophyta; Magnoliopsida; Magnoliales; Magnoliaceae.
CCCCUUUCUCCUUCCUCCCGUCCUCUUCCGCCCUCUCCUUCGAGAAACAGCAUCUCUCUCGAUCGGAAUCUCACUGCUCCAGAACCCUCAAAACCCUAACCCAAGGAUCUGUGCCACUCAAUGCCAAUCUCCUCGCUCUCGAUCUUCCGCCACCCCACCACCGUCCUACUUCCUUCCACCUCCCCCCUCUCCGCCGCUCUCCUACGCCAUGUCUCUCACCGCCUCCGCUUCUCCGCCACCACAGCGGCCGCUCGUGAGAACCUCGAUGUCCCACCUCGAAAACCUAACAAGAACCUCCUCAAGGCCAAAGACUCUGUCAAGGAGCUCUCUUCCCUCUCCCGACUCUCCCCCUCCCAAGCUCGGCCCACUCUCCUUCCAUCCCAGGCCAUCGGAUUGGUGUCCUCGGCCCAGGCCAACUUCAUGCGCGUCAUCGUUGAGGAAUCCUCGAUCGAGAACCCGAUCGGUGUCGAGCUCCUGUGCGUCGUCCGGGCUGUGCUGAAGAAGAUCAGAAGGAGGGUUCUGGUCGGGGACAAGGUCCUGGUUGGGUCCGUCGACUGGGUGGACCGGCGGGGCAUGAUCGAGGAUGUGCUCGAGCGGAAGUUGGAGGUGGCCGAUCCACCAGUCGCGAACGUGGACCAACUGCUGGUGCUGUUCUCCAUGGACCAGCCGAAGCUCGAGCCGUUCUCGCUCACGCGGUUCUUGGUGGAGGCUGAGUCGACAGGGAUACCGCUCACUCUCGGACUGAAUAAAGUGGAGCUUGUCGAGGAAGAGACACUGUUGGCUUGGAAAGCAAGGCUGCGUGCUUGGGGCUACGAACCACUCUUUUGCAGUGUUGAUUCCAAAUAUGGAUUGAAUACCCUAGUGGACACCCUGAAAGAACAAACAACUGUGAUUGUAGGUCCAAGUGGUGUUGGGAAGUCCAGCCUGAUCAACGCGUUGAGAAGCAAUCAGCCUGUUUCUGAUGAGUGGCUUGAGCAGGUGUGUAGUGAAGUCAGAAAGUGGUUUGAAGAUCAGCGUGUUGGCGAAGUGUCUAUGAGAAGUGGCCGAGGAAAGCACACUACACGUCAUGUUUCUUUGCUUCCGCUCACCGGGGGAGGAUAUCUUGCUGAUACUCCAGGAUUUAACCAGCCUAGUCUGAUUAAAGUGACAAAGAGAUCUCUUGCCCAUAUGUUUCCAGAGGUCAGGCAAAUGCUCAAUGCUAGUGAGCCUUCAAAGUGCUCAUUCAAUGAUUGCCUGCAUCUUGGCGAACCAGGAUGUUUAGUGAAGGGGGACUGGGAAAGAUACCCAUACUACCUUCAACUGCUUGAUGAGAUCAAAAUCAGAGAAGAAUUCCUAUUACGGACGUUAGGAACCAAGAGAGAAAGUGAUGUGAGGUACAAGGUGGGGGACAUGGGCGUCAGACAAGCAGAGCCACGACUGGAGCUUAAGAAGCACAGGAGACAAUCUCGGAAGAGUCUCAAUCAAUCGAUACUAGACGAAUUGGAUGAGUUGGACGAAGCUGACGACUUUACAGAUAUUGAAGAACAUGCUAGUUGAAGCUUGAGGCUUGAAGAUGAAAGGCAUGCAUGAACAACACUGCUUGGAAGCCUGCUGCGAUGUAGAGACUGUAGAGAUCGUAUCCUCUUACACUGUAAAUAGUAAGGUUUUGAUAAUUUGUUCUGUACAAGCGUAUGGUGCUAAAAUUGGCUGAAACAUGACCAUUGCUGAUGCUUUUACUGUCUUUCCUAUUGGAAUGAAAGGUAAAAGACCAGUGCCGCAGAAACUAAUCAUGAUUGUACAGUGAUGAAAUGUGAUAUAAGAUGCCUUUCAGCGAAGAAAUGUGAUGUAAGAUGCCUCUCUCUUC